UGUAUUCUACACAAGCCCAAACGUGGGCUGUGGUUUACAUGUCCGAAUAGCUGUGUUUAUCUAUGUUUUAAGUUGUUGACGGUAAUAAUUUUGAAUUGAUCACAUCCCCUGGGUCAUCGAUAUGGCGUUGUACGUCAAAGCAGCAGAAAUUCUUGAUAAAUUCGAGCGGAAACAAGGAGCUGUGAAGACUUUGGUGUACGACAGUAAGUUUCAGAACAUCAAACAGCUUUUUGCUCUGGUGUGCGAAACACAGAAGUAUUCAUCAGUGAUACAAGAGAUUAUUGACACCACAAAGCUGCUCAAAGAAACCAAGCUGCGAAUCAGUCUCGCUAAGGUCCUAGUCUACGAUCUGCUCUUCGGCCAAGGACUGAAAUGUGGGGGGAACUGGAAGACUAUGAUGCUGAAACAGCGAUCACGCCUCCAAGCGGCCCUGGCAAGAAUGAAGGUGAAGCAGAAAGUCAGCCGCAACGAAGACCUCCUGCCAGCCAAUGUCAAGAAUGCAGGGGAUCAGCUACCAAGGUACGUGCGAGUGAACACCUUGAAGACGACUCAGGAGGAUGUCAUUGACUACUUCAAGAGAGAGGGCUUUGGCUACCAGGGACAUGCUUAUGGGAUUCAGGAUUUGUCUGGGCUCUCCGGUAAAGAAUUUAUCAGUGACCUUCACCUCCCGAAUCUACUGGUUUUCUCAGCCAAAACGGAUUUCCAUGACCAUUACCUGUAUAAGGCGGGCCACAUCAUUCUUCAAGACAAGGCUAGUUGUCUGCCAGCCUUUCUCCUGAAUCCCCCCACUGGUAGCCAUGUCAUCGAUGCCUGUGCAGCACCUGGCAACAAGACCAGCCACCUCGCCGCUCUCAUGGGCAACAAAGGGAAGCUGUUUGCUUUCGACCUGGAUGCCAAGCGCCUGUCCACCAUGAGCACCCUGUUACUCAGAGCUGGAGUCACAUGUCAUCGGCUGGCCAAUCAGGACUUCCUGAAAGUGAACCCGCAGGAUGCAGAUUACAGAGACGUGAAGCACAUCCUAUUGGACCCUUCAUGCAGUGGAUCAGGAAUGGUGUGCCUGCGUGACGGGAGCUCGGAGCAGCCGGAGGAGCAGACGCAGGAAGCAGACGCGCAGCAGGCCAGUCGUCUGGCGGCCCUGUCCGCAUUCCAGCAGCGCUGCCUCCUCCACGCCCUCAGCUUCCCACAGGUGCAGCGCGUGGUCUACUCCACCUGCUCCAUACACAGCCAGGAGAACGAGCAGGUGGUCACCGCCUGCCUGCAGCAGAACCCAAACUUCAGGUUGGUUCGUCUUCUUCCACAGUGGCCAGAGCGGGGGCUGCCCCCACACACACACUGCCUGCGGGCCAGCACCACCAAGACUCUCACCCACGGCUUCUUUGUUGCCAUGUUUGAACGGCACAGCAACGGAACUCAAACCAUCACCACCCAGCAACCAGCAACAACACCCACACAAACUCCUCCAGAGGUUGCUACACCUGCAGUUGAUACUGCUGCUAAGAUGGAGGAGGAUGAUCCUGAUCCUCAGGAGGAGCCUUGCUCUCCACAUGAAGAAGAGCAGGAGGACUCUAAACAAGACGCACCCAAGAAGAAAAGGAGGAACAGGAACAGGAACAGGAAGAAACAAAAGACUGCAGAACAGAACAGCUGUUGAACACAGCUGUAGUUGCCUGGCAGUGACUGUUUGUGGUCCAGGCAGACUACAUCGCAAGACUAAAAACACACUGCUACUAAACCAACAGGCUUUUGAAAAAAAUGUUUAUAGUAACAGUAUGUCUAAUACAUUAUGUGCAAUGUUUGUGUCAAAUACAGUCCAUUGUAACAAAGUUUUUGUUUUUUAUUAAAACAGAAUAUGAGCA
Messenger RNA from Engraulis encrasicolus (European anchovy), 1856 nucleotides. RefSeq names its product NOP2/Sun RNA methyltransferase 5 (gene nsun5). Gene Ontology annotation, cellular component: nucleolus. The record is from RefSeq and is a predicted model, not a curated record. Bases 122 to 1651 code for a protein of 509 amino acids. NCBI's taxonomy places the organism in Eukaryota, Metazoa, Chordata, Actinopteri, Clupeiformes, Engraulidae. Gene Ontology annotation, molecular function: RNA methyltransferase activity. The transcript has 10 exons. Gene Ontology annotation, biological process: rRNA base methylation.